This is a messenger RNA of Macrobrachium nipponense, 3147 nucleotides long. RefSeq names its product 5-oxoprolinase-like. Gene Ontology annotation, biological process: glutathione metabolic process. The transcript has 20 exons. Lineage: Eukaryota; Metazoa; Arthropoda; Malacostraca; Decapoda; Palaemonidae. Gene Ontology annotation, cellular component: cytosol. The coding region runs from base 1 to 3147 and encodes 1048 amino acids. The record is from RefSeq and is a predicted model, not a curated record. Gene Ontology annotation, molecular function: 5-oxoprolinase (ATP-hydrolyzing) activity.
AUGAAAGGACUGAUGAUGUCUCCAAAAAAGUUAAUUAGGAAAGUUACACUGAAAGGUCUGAUAUCCAGUGCUACCUAUGGCAAACACAACAAGGGUUUUUUCUUCUGGCUUCAAAAUAAUUUGAAAGGUGUGAACGUAUUGUUUAUGCAGAGUGAUGGAGGAUUAACACAAAUGAACAGUUUCAAUGGAUCUAGAGCUAUUCUCUCUGGGCCUGCUGGAGGUGUUGUUGGUUAUGCCAUGACUAGCUAUAAUGAACUUGGACAACAGCCUGUGAUUGGUUUUGAUAUGGGAGGUACUUCAACUGAUGUAUCACGCUAUGCAGGUGCAUUUGAGCAUGUCUUUGAAAGUACUACUGCUGGCAUCACCAUCCAGGCUCCUCAGCUUGAUGUAAACACUGUGGCUGCUGGUGGAGGUUCUCGAUUGUUCUUCCGAUCUGGGAUGUUUGUUGUUGGCCCAGAAUCAGUUGGAGCUCAUCCAGGACCUGUAUGCUACAGAAAAGGAGGCCAGUUAGCUGUGACUGAUGCAAAUCUUGUAUUAGGUCGUUUGUUACCACAGUAUUUUCCUAAAAUAUUUGGUCCCAAGGAAAAUGAGCCUCUGGACAAGCUAAAAACAUUGGAGGCCUUUAAAAUGAUUACAGAGGAAGUCAACUCGUUUGGUAAAAAUAAGGACAAAACCAACCUAAGUGUUGAAGAAGUUGCAAUGGGAUUCAUAAAGGUUGCAAAUGAAGCAAUGUGCCGUCCAAUUAGAGCAUUGACACAGGCUAAAGGCCAUGAUACAUCUCGCCACGUUCUCGCCGUAUUUGGUGGUGCAGGUGGUCAGCAUGCUUGUGCAGUAGCACGAGCUUUAGGCAUGCAAACAGUUAUGAUUCACAAAUAUGCUGGUAUACUAUCAGCAUAUGGAAUGGCAUUAGCUGAUGUAGUGGAGGAAGCUCAAGAACCCUGUUCCAAAAACUAUGAAAAAGGUAACUUCAUGUAUAUAGAAUCACGACUUCAGUAUCUGGAAAACAAAUGUAAGAAUGCCUUAAUGGAACAAGGAUUUUCAAGUUCUAGCAUACUAUGUGAACUGUACCUUCAUCUUCGUUAUCAGGGGACAGAUUGCGCUCUCAUGUGUACCCCAGUAAAGGAUAAUUGUGAUAAUCCAGAAUGGUCUUGUUGUUACGGUAACUUCAAGGAGGCCUUCAUAACCAGGUACAAACGAGAGUUUGGAUUUGUUAUUCCUGAACGAGACAUAGUCGUUGAUGAUAUAAGAGUUCGUGGAGUUGGGAAGUCAGAGGUAACCUUAGAAGGUAAAAUUGGAGCAGCAGAUGAAGACCCACCUAUAGAAACUGUCACUCCAGUUUACUAUGAAGAAGGGCUUUUGGACACAAAGGUGUACAUGCUGUCUGCUUUAGGUGCAGGACACGUGAUUACUGGUCCAGCUAUAAUAUUGGAUAACCUUUCAACUAUUCUUAUUGAACCAGGAUGUACGGGCUUUAUCACAGACAGGGGAGAUGUGCGAAUAGAUAUUGGUUUGUCAAAUAAAAGAAUUAUUGGUACGGAAUUAGAUGCUAUCCAACUUUCUAUAUUUUCUCAUCGGUUUAUGAGCAUAGCUGAGCAGAUGGGAAGAAUACUUCAAAGGACUUCAAUAUCAACUAAUAUAAAAGAACGUCUGGACUUUUCUUGUGCAUUAUUUGGACCUGAUGGUGGCUUGGUAUCAAAUGCUCCUCACAUUCCAGUUCAUCUUGGAGCAAUGCAAGAAACUGUUCAGUAUCAGUUGCAGGCAUUAGGGGACAAUUUAAGAGAUGGGGAUGUUCUUUUGUCAAAUCAUCCAUGUGCUGGAGGUUCUCAUUUACCAGAUCUAACAGUUAUCACACCAGUUUUUCUAAGGAAUGUUCGACGUCCAGUUUUCUAUGUUGCUAGCCGUGGUCACCAUGCAGAUAUUGGAGGUAUAACUCCUGGAUCCAUGCCUCCACAUUCCACGUCCAUUCAUCAAGAGGGAGCAGUGUUUAUGACAUUCAAAUUAGUUGACUGUGGAAAUUUUCAGGAGGAUGAAUUAAUUAAGGCUCUUCAUGCACCAGGAAAAUUACCUGGUUCCUCUGGAACACGCAAUCUUCAAGAUAAUCUCUCAGAUCUCAGAGCUCAAGUUGCUGCUAAUCAUAAAGGAAUUGAACUUGUCAGUGAACUCAUUGACUAUUAUGGCUUGGAUGUUGUUCAGGCAUAUAUGUCUUAUAUUCAAUCAAGUGCUGAACAAGCUGUCCGAGACCUCCUUAAAGAAGUAGGAGUACAUGUACUGAAAGAAAAAGGGACCUCUUCCUUACAUGCUGUUGACUUUAUGGAUGAUGGAUCACCAAUAGAGCUGAACGUAUACAUAAAUGUUGAAGAAGGAACAGCAGUCUUUGAUUUUGAGGGUACAGGACCUGAAGUUUGGGGAAACUGUAAUGCUCCUAGGGCUAUUACUGUUUCAGCAAUAAUAUACUGCCUUCGUAGCAUGGUGGGACAUGACAUUCCCCUCAAUCAGGGAUGUCUAAAUCCAGUUCAAAUCAAAAUCCCAGCUGGAUGUCUUUUGGACCCAUCAGAAGAUGCAGCUGUUGUUGGUGGUAAUGUACAAACUUCACAGAGAGUGGUAGAUGUAAUUUUGAAAGCGUUUGGGGCCUGUGCUGCUUCUCAAGGCUGUAUGAACAACAUAACAUUUGGAGACAACACUGUUGGUUAUUAUGAAACUGUGGCUGGAGGUUCAGGAGCUGGACCAUCCUGGCAUGGCCGAAGCGGUGUUCAUGUCCAUAUGACCAAUACACGCAUAACAGAUCCCGAGAUACUUGAGAGACGUUAUCCUGUCAUCUUAAAGUCAUUUACUCUCAAUCCAAACACUGGUGGUAUAGGAAAAUACAGAGAUCUUUCACAUUCACAAUUGAUCCAUGAUCCCAUAUAUUUACCAAGAGUAAUGAUAUUUGCUGAACAGCAGCACCAGUAUCCACUGGAUGUCUUUGGACCAUCAGAAGAUGCAGCUGUUGUUGGUGGUAAUGUACAAACUUCACAGAGAGUGGUAGAUGUAAUUUUGAAAGCGUUUGGGGCCUGUGCUGCUUCUCAAGGCUGUAAUGAACAACAUAACAGUUUGGAGACAACACUGUUGGUUAUUAUGAAACUGUGGCUGGAGGUUCAGGAGCUGUAA